CAAGCUUGUGCUCGAUAUUCUAUUCCAUCACCCUGACGCUAUUCCUCUCUUCCAGCAGACCGCGCCACUGCACAGGCUAAGGGACCACCACCCGGGCAUAGACUCCAGACAUCAACAUGGCAUCAAUUGCGAAGACUGUGGUCGCCACGGGCGCUUCUUCAGGCCUUGGAUUUGAAGCUAUCAAACAGCUCCUUUCUCAGCAAGCUCAGCCCUACAAGGUAUUCCUGGGGGCUCGAAACGCUCAGAGCACUGUAGCCGCCUAUGACUCUCUUGGCUAUGACCGCUCUGGCCACGCGGUGACGGUCCUGCCGCUAGAACUGUCCGACCUAAAGACGGUCAAGACAUUUUCGCAGCAGGUGCUUGACAAGAUUGGAGGCGAGAAGAUCGACUACUUGUUCCUAAAUGCAGCCAUUUCCGAAGGCGCGGAGAAGCCUGGCCCCAAGGGAUGGAGAUGGUGCGAGCCGUUGGUUGUGAAUCAUUUCUCACAACACUAUCUAACGCAUCUGCUGAAGGACAAGCUGAUUGAGUCAAAGUCUCGGAUUGUCGUUGUGUCAUCUGGAGCGAUUCGGCGGAUAACUGAUCCCAGUGUCCUCGAUGAAAUGCUGAGGGGGGGCUCCGGCGCAGAUUUCAUGAGCGUAUAUAGUGCCACAAAAUUUGUUCAGCUCCUUGGUGCCCAUUGGUGGCGCCGCGAGCUGGCUGGCCAAUGUGACGUUGUGGCCUGUUCGCCGGGCUUGAUUCCCGGCACUGGCCUUGGUAGAGGAAGCGGUAUGAAGCUCACCAUGGAUAUGGCUGAUGCAAAGCCCGUUGCUACAGGAGCACAAAGCAUACUUGCUGCGUUCACCAGAUCCGAUUUCCCUAGUGACCCGGAUCAGAUCUUUUUAACCAGCUGGGGAGAGUGGUGGAGCAAGGAUACCAUUGAACCUUCUCUCGACAAGAAAUUGCAGGAUAAGUGGAGUUGGAGCAAGGAGGAAAUCGAAAAAGAAGCCGGUAUCACUGCGUGAACGGCAGUGAAUAACAGGACUGCAUCGCACAGGCAUAGCUACUUAUAAUUGAUGCAAAGAUACGAAAGUCACACAAUGUCGGAAGCCGAACAAUAUCAUGCUGAGGGAGAAAUUGAAACAGAUCUGAUUGAAUAUUAUAUAUUCACUGUGUCAUCGUUCCACAACAUCUCAUUUUGGCG
Messenger RNA from Trichoderma asperellum CBS 433.97, 1180 nucleotides. RefSeq lists its product as uncharacterized. Lineage: Eukaryota; Fungi; Ascomycota; Sordariomycetes; Hypocreales; Hypocreaceae. The record is from RefSeq and is a predicted model, not a curated record.